CCUCAGGGACUGCAGUGAAUGGGGCAUGCCUGGUGCUGUAUAGCAUUUAACGCAACAAAUCUGAUGCUGGGUGGAGUUCCAGAAGAGCAAGAAUGUGGAAUCCUGCACAUUUUUCUUCCUAGCAAAUUGUUUUUAACCUCCACAGGCUACACAUAAAAAUGUCUACAGAUGUUCCUAGAGAAAUAGGUGUGUGGCGGCAAACCAGAGCUCUUUUGUACAAGAACUGCCUAGUAAAAUGGAGGACCAAAAAGACUAGUGUUCAGGAAGUCCUGAUUCCACUUUCAUUGUUAAGUUUGCUGAUAAUAAUAAGUAUGAUACAGCCAAACAAAAGACAGGAUGAGGUGCCAGAUUCUACUCUUUAUUCUGAGAAUCGUUCCAACAUCUCAGAGUUUAUUGUUGGCUACACACCAGUAAAUUAUGAGACAAGAAAAAUUAUGGACAAAAUGUUUUCCGAAUCCUGUAUGGAAGGAAAAGACGCAAGAGAAUUUUCGACUGAGAAAGAAAUGGAAGAGGCUCGUAGUCUUUAUAGCUCAGAAAAAUUUGUAGGUGUAAUUUUCAAAGAUUCCAUGUCCUACCAUCUCAGAUUUCCUCCUACACUUGUUCCAGCAUCUUCAAUCCAUGUGGAAUCAAAAACCAGUUGCUCAAGCCCUUCCCAGAUGUGUGAAGCUACAACAUAUUGGCACUAUGGUUUUUCAGCGCUACAGAUCUGCCUUGAUGCAGCAAUUAUACAGUUAAAGACUAACCACUCAGUUUUAGAAGAACUGGAAUCAACAAAAGCCAUCAUGAUGGGAAAGUCUGCUGUUGUGGAAAUAGAUGACUUUUUUCGUGCAGUUGUUUUAAUUUACCUAGUGAUUGCCUUUUCACCCUUUGGCUAUUACUUGACAAUCCAUAUUAUGACAGAAAAGGAGAAGAAAUUGAAGGAAUUCUUAAUUGUAAUGGGACUUCAUGACACAGCUUUUUGGCUUUCUUGGGUCUUACUAUACACCAGUCUGAUAAUUGUCAUGUCUCUUCUCAUGUCAGUAAUUGCAACAUUUUCUUCGCUCUUUCCCAAAAGUAGCAGCUUUGUGAUAUUUCUUCUUUUCUCCCUAUAUGGAAUAUCCUCCGUUUCCUUUGCGUUUAUGUUAACUUCCAUUUUUAAAAAAUCAACACAUGCUGGCUCAGCUCAAUAUUUCACGACCGUGGUUUUUGGUGCUGUGGGUCUGACCAUUGUCCUGGUGGAUGACUUUCCAAAGUCUUUUGUGUGGUCAUUAAGCCCGCUGUGUGAAUGCACAUUUUUAGUUGGUGUUGCACAGGUUAUGCAUCUGGAAGAUUAUGAAGAAGGAGCUGUUUUGUCAAGUUUAACUCAUGGUCCUUAUCCACUAAUUAUUACAUUUACGCUAUUGACCCUUGAUAGCAUGCUUUAUCUACUCCUAGGGAUUUAUCUGGAUCAGGUGCUUCCAGGGGAAUAUGGAUUACGGCGAGGUUUUUUCUUCUUUCUGAAACCCUCAUUUUGGGUAAAGCGAACAAGAAAUUAUAAAGAAUUAAAUGAUAGCAGCGUUAGUGGGAGCUUUGAUUUCACUGAGAUAAUCGAGCCUGUAUCUCCUGAAUUUCUAGGAAAAGAAGCAAUCAGAAUCAACCAUGUCCAGAAAACUUUUGUUAAAAAGGGUGAAACUGUGGAGGCUCUGAAAAGUUUAUACUUUGACAUAUAUGAAGGUCAGAUCACAGCGUUACUUGGACAUAGUGGAACAGGAAAGACAACGCUAAUGAACAUUCUUUCUGGGUUGUGCCCACCAUCUGAUGGGUUUGCAUCCAUCUAUGGAUAUAGAGUUUCUGAAAUAGAUGAAAUGCUAGAUAUAAGAAAGAUAAUAGGAGUUUGCCAGCAAUUAGAUAUAUAUUUUGAUGUAUUAACUGUGCAAGAGAAUUUAUCAGUAGUUGCCUCAAUUAAAGGGAUACCUCCCAAUGAUAUGAUACAAGAGGUUCAGAAAGUUUUACUAGAUUUGGAUAUGCAACCCAUUAAAGAUAACCAGGCUAAAAAACUAAGUGGAGGACAGAAAAGGAAGCUGUCAGUAGGAUUUGCAGUUCUUGGAGAUCCAAAGGUAUUACUCUUAGAUGAACCAACUGCUGGUAUGGAUCCAUGCUCUCGACAUACAGUCUGGAACCUCCUGAAAAACAGAAAAGCCAAUCGAGUGACCCUGUUCAGUACCCAUUUCAUGGAUGAAGCAGACAUAAUUGCUGAUCGGAAAGCUGUGAUUUCUCAAGGAAUGCUGAAAUGUCUUGGCUCUUCACUCUUCCUUAAGACAAAAUGGGGAAUUGGCUAUCGCUUGAGUAUGCAAAUAGACAGGUACUGUAACACAGAAGGUACAGCAUCUUUGAUCAGACAGCAUAUCCCCGGAUCUGUUAUGUUAAAACAGAAUGAAGAGCAGCUUUUGUAUGCCUUACCAUUUAAAGACAUGGACAAGUUUUCAGCACUAUUUGCUGAUCUAGACACUCAUUCCCAUUUGGGUGUUAUUUCUUAUGGUGUUUCUAUGACAACUUUGGAAGAUGUGUUCCUCAAGCUGGAAGUUGAAGAAGUUGAUCAAGCAGAUUGUGGCAUUUUUAACCCAGACAAAAGUGAAGAGGAAAUGGAUGCAAAAUCUCUUGAUGAGUUAGAUCAAAGCCUCCUAAUGCUAUCUGAGACAGCAUCUUGUGCAGUGAGCAACAAGUCUCUUUGGAAAAGACAGGUCAUUACUAUGGCAAAGGUUCAUUUUCUGAGCUUCAAACGUGACAUUAAAUCGAUGUCAGAAGUGUUCUUGCUAUUUACAAUGUUUCUCGGUGUUGAGAUUCUUAUGUUUCAUAUGUAUCAAGUAUACUUAAAAUAUGCUGUGGCUCCUAUCAAACUCUCUCCAGACUUAUAUUUUCUUAAACCAAAUGAAACUCAUCAUAAGUACAAAACCAGUCUCCUCAUUCAAAACUCCACUGGAUCAGGCAUUGAUGACAUUAUCCGCUCCCUUAGGGGCUACAAUAUACUGACAGAAACAUUCAAUGGCAGUGAUUAUGUAUCAGUUGCCCCUCACAGUGCAGCAUUAAAUGUCUCUCAUGCGGACAAGAGCUACAUCUUUACAGUUGCUUUUAAUAGUACCAUGGUACAUUCUUUACCUGUUAUGAUGAAUGUUAUUAGUAACCUGUAUCUGCACAAUUUAAAUGUAACUGGAAAUAUCCUUGUCUGGAGUAGCUCUUACUUUCAAAAAAUUACUGACAGAGGAUUCAUAAUGGUGCUGGUUGUUCAGAGUUUGACAUUAGGGAUCACAAUAACGGGGAUGCCAUCCUAUUUUGCCAUGGAAAAUGCAGAAAAUCACAGGAUGAAAGCCUACACUCAACUUAAAAUAUCAGGUCUUUAUCCAUCUGCUUACUGGUGUGGACAAGCACUAGUUGACAUUCCUUUAUAUUACAUUAUUCUCUUUCUGAUGACGGGAAUCUUGUUUGUAGUUCACCAUGAAAUUAAUUAUUCUUCUACAGAGUUUCUAGCUGUGGUUUUUUGCCUUAUUGGCUAUGUACCUUCAGUAAUUCUGUUCCAUUAUGUUGUCUCUUUCACCUUUAAAACCAUACAGAACACCAAAGAAUUUUGGUCAUUCAUUUUUUCAACAGUAGCUUUGAUUUGUAUUAUCGUUGCUGAUGUAGCUUUUACUCAGUGGUCUGAAUUAGCCAUUAUAAUUCACACUUGCUUUUGUGUCUUCAUUCCAAUCUAUCCUCUUAUUGGGUGUUUGAUUUCUCUUAUAGAGGUAGCCAAGAAACUUGGUCAAAAGAUGGAAGGAAAUACAGAAAGACUGUUGGUUUCUGUAGUAGUGCCUUAUUUGCAAUGUGUAAUUUGGCUCUUCCUUCUACGCUAUCUUGAGGUGAAGUGUGGAGGCAAAUCAAUGAGAGAGGACCCAUUUUUCAGAACUCCUGUAAAACUCAAGCCCUGGAAAUUUCCAGAUGUGCCCCAGGAUGAGGAUGAGGAUGAAGAUGUUAUGGCUGAGAGGUUGAGGGUGAAAGACAUGACAACCUUACAGAGCUGUGAGGAGAAACCAGUAAUUUUGGUCAGCAGCUUGCAUAAAGAUUAUGAUGAAAAGACAGAUUUUCUUCUUGGAAGAAAAAUUAAGAAAGUGGCAACUGAUCAUGUCUCUCUUUGUGUAAAAAAAGGGGAAAUUCUGGGAGUGUUAGGGCCAAAUGGAGCUGGGAAGAGCACACUGAUUAAUAUUCUGGUGGGAGAAGUUGAACCAACUUCAGGCCAGGUGCUGAUGGGAGAUUAUUCUUUAGGUGAGAAUAACAAGGAUAAUUCCAUGAGAUUUAUGGGAUACUGUCCACAGACAAAUCCACUUUGGCCCAAUAUUACAUUACAGGAGCAUUUUGAAAUAUAUGGUGCUAUCAAAGGAAUGAGUGCUAGUGACAUGACGGAAGUCAUAAAAUGCAUUUCCAGUGCACUUGAUCUUAAGGAACAUCUAAAGAAAAGAGCAAAGAAACUUGGAGCAGGAAUCAAAAGAAAGUUAUGUUUUGCAUUAAGUAUGCUUGGUAACCCUUAUACUACUCUACUAGAUGAGCCAUCAACUGGUAUGGAUCCUAUAGAAAUACAGCAGAUGUGGAAAGCAAUUCGAGCUGCCUUUAAAAAUAAAAACAGAGCAGCUAUUCUGACAACUCAUUAUAUGGCAGAAGCUGAAGCGGUGUGUGACCGGGUGGCGAUCUUGGUGUCUGGGAAAUUAAGGUGUAUCGGCACAGUUCAACAUCUCAAGAGUAAAUUUGGCAGAGGAUAUUUCUUGGAAAUGAAAUUAAAAGAAGUGCCAGAUAUACUGCAGAAGGAGCGUGUUCAAAGGAAAAUUUUGCGCAUCUUUCCAAAUGCAAUUUGUCAGAAAAGUUUUGCCUCAAUUUUGGCGUAUAAAAUUCCAAACGAAGAUGUCCAGUCACUUGCACUGUCUUUUUCUAAACUGGAGGAAGCAAAACAUGCCUUUAAUAUUGAAGAGUACAGCUUCUCUCAAGCAACACUUGAACAGGUAUUUGUGGAACUUGUCAAAGAGCAAGAGGAGGAAGACAGCAAUUUUGGAACACUGAAUGGAACAAUUAGUUGGGAAAGAUCCCAGGGGGAGCGAGUUGUUUUCUGAUCUCUUCCAAAUUAUGGAAUCCAAAUGAUUCAUCAGGGUUUAAUAAGGGGCUGUUUUUGUUAUUUUGGAGUGUGCAAUAAACACAAUGAAUUUGGAACAUGUUCCUAAGCAACUGAGUGUUCACCUUCUUUGCCUUAUUAAUAGUAUAAAUAUUCUUAAUUGCCUUUAUUUUUAAAUACUCUUAUUACUGAUCUAUGACUUGAAUGAAAGGGGCUCUUCUCUGGAUCCAAACCACUCUUUUAAAAAUAUCCUUUUUAUAUGUGCUGCAUUUUAUGAAACUUAAUUUUAAGAAUCACGUUCUGUAGGUAUAGGAAGAUCACUUUGUGACAUGAGUUGCAAUCUUCAGUAUAAUGA
Molecule: messenger RNA, 5444 nt
Organism: Elgaria multicarinata webbii
Lineage: Eukaryota; Metazoa; Chordata; Lepidosauria; Squamata; Anguidae
Product: cholesterol transporter ABCA5-like
Exons: 39
Coding region: 159-5090 (1643 amino acids)
Biological process (GO): transmembrane transport; lipid transport
Cellular component (GO): late endosome; membrane
Molecular function (GO): ATP hydrolysis activity; ABC-type transporter activity; lipid carrier activity
Source: RefSeq, a predicted model, not a curated record